AUGCUUCCUCUCAGUUACGUUUGCUGCUUUUUGCUCGUCCUAAUCACCAACUCCCUUCUCGCUCACUCCUUUACUUUUACAAGCUACUACAAACAAGACUACUCCAAGGACGACAUUGUCCAUAUAUCUCUAACAAAUCUCUCCCCUGGUGCCAAUUCCAAGGACAACAAGUACUAUUUGUAUCCUAUCAGGUUCUACGAACAUGACCUUUUGACGACUUGUCCACCUCUCAAACAAAAAUACUCUGCUCAAGAAUUUGAAGAGCUUCUUCAGCUUCAGGCAAAGCAAAACGAAGGAAAUAAAAAGAGAAAAAGAGAUGAUGACGAUGAGAAAAAAGACGAAAAAAAAGAUGAUAAUGGUGAUAAUAACAAUGAUAAUAACGAUGAUAGUAAUGACAAUGAUGAUAAUGAAAAAAAAGAUCUUGAAUCCUCAAAUUCUCAAAAUCAAACUAAAGAACCUUCUUAUGAUGAAAUUUACAUUUUUAAAAAAGAUAACCUUUUCAAUAACAACGUCUACAACUCUCCCUUUUCUGCUCAAUUUAAAAUCAAAAAAGGUUGUGAAUUUGCUUGUACAGUUGAUUUUUCAACUAAAAGUGCUAAAUACAUUAAUGAUUUAAUUAGAAAAGAUUACAGAAUUAAUCUAUAUAUCGAUGAUAUCCCCAUCGGUAAAGAAUUCUUUGAUUACAACUCAAAUAAAUUUUACAUAUCAAAUAAUUUGCCUCUAGGCUAUUUAGAUACUAAUGGCCUCCCAAGAAUCUUUACUCAUUAUCAAAUCGUCAUUGAUUACAUUAACAUUGGUGCUGAAAAAUUUAACAUAAUUAAAGCUGUUGCAGGUCAACAAUCAAAUUUAAGAUAUGUUAAAAAUUCUUGCUCUUUACACCCUCCUGUAAUCUUAUCUGAAAUCCCCUUCUCUAAUAACAAAGUCAUCUUUACCUACGAUAUCAUCUGGAGAGAAACUGUUGGUCAACCAACAAGCUGGAAAGAUAGGCUAAACCAUUAUUCUUACAAUUUAGUUAAUUUUAAGAUCCAAUAUCUAUCUAAAAUCGUUUACUCUGUUUUAACCUCUGUUUUCUUUUUAAUAUUUUUGAAAAAAAUCAAAACAAUUCUUACAAAUGAAAAGCAUUCCUCUACUUCCACUUCCACUUCCACUUCAAAUUCAAAUUUAAAUUCAAAUGUCAAUUCAACAUCUGAUUUACACCAAAAUGCCCUUGAUAUCGAUAACGAUGAAUUGUUUUUAGAUUUAAAUUGGUCUUCUUUAUCAAAUGAAGUCUUUAGAUCUCCUUCAAAAUUGAUUCUAUUUGCAAAUUUAACUGGUUAUGGAAUCCAAAUUUUCUUAAUAGCUUUCUCAGUUUUAACUCUCUUGUCCUUUGAUUUAAUCUCAGUUAUAAUCCCCAACGAGAUCUUACAUUCAAUUUUUUAUUUAUUUAUCUUAACUUCUCCAUUUUCUUCAAUUGUAACAAUAUCAAUUUUUAAAAAUUUUGUAACAGAUAAAUCAAAUUUAUCAAAUUUUAAAAAACUAUUCUUUCAAAAUCAAACUCUUUUACCAGGUUUUUUAUUGAUUUCAACUUUAUUUCUUAAUAUAAUCUAUAAAAAUGUCAAUUCCACUAAUUUUAUACCAAUUUCAAAUUUAUUUAAGUUUUUUUUGAUUUGGUUAUUUAUUUAUACACCAAUUAAUUUAACAAGUUUUGUAAUUGGUUUUAAAAAAUUCAAUUUAUUCAACAAUACUCUUAAUAAUAAUAAUAAUAAUAAUAAUGAUAAUGGGAAAAGUGAUAAGAUUAUUAAAAUUAAUCAAAUUGAGAAACAAAUUCCUCCUCAACCAAUUUUAUUAAAAUUGAUUCCCUCGUCGAUUUUUUCAUCGAUUAUACCAUUUUCAAUUAUAAUGUUUCAAAUUUCAAUUUUGAAUGCUACAGUUUAUUUCAAGUAUUUUAAUUUUUCAAAUUUUGAGACAUUGUAUCUAUUAAUACUAUCAUUGAUUUCAAUGGAUUCGAUGGGGGAUCUUGCAACAAAAGGUGUUGGUAAUAAUAUUUAUAAUAAUAUUUACAAUAACAUUCACAAUAAUAAUGAUAAUCGUAAUAAUAGUAAUAAUAACUGA
Molecule: messenger RNA, 2091 nt
Organism: Ascoidea rubescens DSM 1968
Lineage: Eukaryota; Fungi; Ascomycota; Saccharomycetes; Ascoideales; Ascoideaceae
Product: transmembrane 9 family protein
Exons: 2
Coding region: 1-2091 (696 amino acids)
Biological process (GO): protein localization to membrane; vacuolar transport
Cellular component (GO): membrane
Source: RefSeq, a predicted model, not a curated record